Sphaerodactylus townsendi is the source of this 3446-nucleotide messenger RNA. RefSeq names its product dishevelled binding antagonist of beta catenin 2 (gene DACT2). Gene Ontology annotation, biological process: negative regulation of nodal signaling pathway. The transcript is spliced from 4 exons. Gene Ontology annotation, cellular component: cytoplasm. Bases 196 to 2646 code for a protein of 816 amino acids. NCBI's taxonomy places the organism in Eukaryota, Metazoa, Chordata, Lepidosauria, Squamata, Sphaerodactylidae. The record is from RefSeq and is a predicted model, not a curated record.
CGCGUGCUGGUUGGCUCGGCGGCGGCGGCUUUGGCAGUGGCAGCAGCCCGGGGCUGCCCCGUGCCGAGACGAGCACUGCACCGCCGUCUCCUUCCCAGCCGCAGUGGCUCCUCUGCUCCAUUCCCUUUGGAAGAGGCGGUCUGCGGCGGCUCCCAUGGCCUGGGUUUGAGCAGCGCGGGCGAGGCUCUUCGGAAGAUGCUCCCGGCCGGGCAGCGGCGGCCAGGCGGCUGGAACCGUUGCAGGAUCAGCGAAAGGUUGCAAGCCGCCCUGGCCGGCCUCCAGGAGCUCCAGGUGCUACGCGAGAGGCAGCGGGCGCUCGUGAGCGGGGCCCUGGCCGUGCAGCCAUCGGCAGAGGGCAGCCAGGCGCGGAGCAAAGAGCAGCGGCUGGAAACCACCUUGGCUGCCUUGAAGGAGCAACUGUCACGUCUGAGAAGACAAGAUGUUGGACUGAAAAGCCACUUGGAUCAGCUGGACCAACAAAUUAGCGAACUAAAGUUGGAUGUUGGCAAGACCUCCAUUGACUACCUUGACAGUGACAGCAGACCCAGCUCAGGUUUCUAUGAAUUGAGUGAUGGUGGCUCCUGCUCUUUAUCGAACUCCUGUACAUCUGUCUUCAGUGAAUCCAAUUCCUCUUCUCAUGCCAGUCUGCUGCCCAGUUCUCAGCACCUCAAAAGCUGUAUCAGCAUCUUUGAUUACCGUCCCAAAUCUGCAGAUGAAACCACAGUGCACAACCAGUUCGAGAGGCAAGGAACCUAUUCUACUGAUGGAUGCCAAAUCAAGGCAUGCCCAGAUAUUUCAGGGACUCCUACCAGGUUCAGACAAAGACCUGUUUCCACAGGUGACCUUGAAAGACUGACAGCAGAUGCUGGAUUCCCCAGAGUGAUUGACCCCAAGUCCCUGUUGCUUUGUCCAGAAGGAGCAAUCCGCAACUAUUGUGUGGACCCCAAAUACCAAAGUGACUUGGUCUCCAAGAGUGGGAAUGAUGUGUACCCUUAUCCCAGCCCACUUCAUGCUGUAGCUUUACAGAGUCCACUUUUUUCUCUGGCAGAACCACCACCAGAAACAAAAACCCAUCCUUUCCCUAACAGUGUGGCGCCUAAUGCAGUUGGACCCAGUUUGAUUAGGAGUCGGCCAGUCAAGGAGCCCAGGCCAGGGAGUUAUAUCAACAAACUGCUCCAGCUGACUCACUACAGGGGAAACAAUCACGUUGAUGCUGGUGAGAGGGGUUCAACAAAGAACCAGCCAUCUACAAUGCACCAGAGACUCAUUAUAAUCCCUAGUGCUGGUGGAGUGAAAAUUAACCGGAGUGGCAGCCAGCUGGAACAACAAGGGGGCUCACUACAUCAUAACAAAGCUGAAGAGAAGCUGCAAAGGGCAAUGCCUGAGGGGGAAUGUGGUGAACAGCAGGGGAUUGUACACUGUGUGAAUAUAGAGCAGACAGCUACCAUGCUUCAAGCGGAGUCAUCAUCGGCUGUGAAAAGCUGCUUUCCUGCCAAUUUGUCUAUAAGAGACUCUCUUCUGACAGAGGCAGGAGAAAGCAGCUUGGAGAACAGCUCUUCUAGUUUGCAGCUAGCAACUGAUGAUUCUAGCCUGAGCCCCCCCAAUACAAGUGUUGCCCCAGCCAAGAAAUCUCACAAGAAAUCUACCAGCCUUAGUGCUCUGAAGGUAGGAGGUCAUGAAUUAUUACCUCAGGGGGAAUUUGUUCAUGCUAAGUUUGUCCCUGCAGAAUCCCAGCAAGUCAGAGUGAGGUUUGCUAAUUCUAAAUUGAAACCUGUGAAGGCAAAGCGAAGAAACAGCGAGAAGGUGUUGAGGUCUGGGAAGCAGAUCUUUCAUGCAGAAAAGACAAGGGGUGUUCACCAUGUUGCCACCAGACUGCCUAUUGAGUGGAAUCUCCCUCAGAGGCAGCACAGAGGAAAGAACCUUGUUAGGAGGCCUAGUUUUGCUGGGGAAGCUACUGGAAGGUCUUGCUCGGAAUCCAGUCUAUAUCACGUGCCAUUUAGAGUGCCUCAGGUACCCACUGGACCUGAAUUAUACCAAGCAUCUUCUAAUUCCAUGUAUUCUUUUGAAGCAGCUUACAUAGACACAGCUGCCAAGAGAAAACAACGCAAAUGGCAGUCCACAGUGGAAAUCUCAGCAAAGACCCAAACUGCCACUCUUUCUAGUGGCUUUGCCUUGGUCCCACCAAGACUCCAGACAAAGAGAGUUGGGCUCUUGCGUGCUGUAAGCAUGAGGUCUCGCUCAAAGCAGCACUGCCCAUUUCGUCCUGGAACUUAUGCUAAAAGCGAAUCCGACCAUUCUGAAUACUCUGCAGAAUGUGCUUCACUCUUUCACUCCACCAUUGCUGAGACAAGUGAAGGAGAGGUCAGUGAUUAUACUGCUAAUCGUUUUGGAGAUAGUGAGUCCAGUGAAAGCAGUUCAGAAGGCAGCAGUAACUGUAGUAGCCUGACCCUUGACUAUGAUGAUGAAGAUGAGGAGCAUGAGUUGGUUUGGCCCAAUCCUUCUGUCAGGCAAUCAUCAGUUGUUCAAACCUCUUCCAGGCCUCUUCCACCAAUGCCCAAACUCUGUCGCAUCAAAGCUUCAAAGGCCCUCAAGAAGAAGAUUAGGAGAUUCCAACCCGCCUCCCUGAAAGUGAUGACCAUGGUUUGAGGAAGAGAAAACAUCUGUUUUAUUAGCUGGCUUUGCCUUCCUUUGCAAAACAAAGGAUACAUACUUAAAGACUUUGUUAAACUUAAUGUGAUUAAACCCUUAGAUUUCAAGGCAGGAUACCUUUUCUUUUGCUAAUGCCUGUAUAAAGGAUCCUAGUGCUCAUUUCUUCUUUCUGUUUUGUAAAUCCGUUUGUGUGUGUUUGGUGUGGCAUUACAUUCUGAUAAAAUCAAAGUAUGUAGCUGAAGUGGCCUGCUUAACCAGGUCCUGUCUGAUACACAUGUGGGGAAGAUAUGUAACCUUCCGUUAGGGAAGAUUUUACAAAAUGUGCGGGAGGGAAGGAUUUAUCUACUGAAGGUGGGGCUGCAGCCAUUUUUCUGGAAGCUCCCAUCAGAGUCAGAUUGAGAAUUACUCAAUACAUGUCACAGCUCACUUAAGAAAUCAGUUACUCUCUGCUGCUGAUCCAUUUUAAUAUUGCUUACCCAGUAAAAAUCACUCCCUAGUUCCAUCAUAGCCAUAUCCUGCCAGAUAACUGAUUUCUUUGAGAUAUGAUGUUUAUAUUUGAAGCUGAGAGUCAGAAAAUACUUUCAACUCAAAGGAAGAUGCUGAUACUAUUUUCCACUUAAAUUCAAGAGGCUAAAUAAGAUUCAACCCUGACAGUAACAAAUGUAAUGUUUUAUAUUAAAGGUGGAGUACAUUUUUUGAAGAAGGAAAACUACAGACACUGCGAGAAUAUAGUAGCUCCAUAUCACUGAUUAAUGCAGGCUCAAUAAAUGUUGUUAUGAUUUACUGUUGUAAACAGC